AUGCGGGUGUGCGUGCUGCCGCAGCCGCCGCUUGGUCGCAGCCCAGGGCUGGGAUUAGCAACUUGGGCGCAGCGCCACCUGCUGCCUCCUGCCUCACCUGUUAGCAGCCACUCCCGCUGUAUUCUGCUCACCGCUACAGUGUCGACGUACUACUGCAAAGCUACCAGUAACAAAAACGUGGUGUUCCUGUGCGUGACGUACCUGGUGCCGGUGACGGCGAUGGCGGUGUGCUACGGGCUGAUGGGCCGGCAGCUGUGGGGAGACCGCGCCAUCGGCGAGAGCACCGACCGCCAGCAGGAGGCCGUCCGCUCCAAGAGGAAGGUGGUGCGUAUGCUGGUGCUGGUGGUAUCGAUCUUCGCGAGCUGCUGGCUGCCAUACCACGCCUACUUCGUGUACGCGUACCAUGACCCAGCAAUGGCGUCCAGUUCGUACGCGCAGCACCUCUACCUCUCCUUCUACUGGCUCGCCAUGGCCAAUGCCGGCGUAAACCCUGCAAUCUACUACUGGAUGAACAACAGGUUCAGAAUGUAUUUCCAGCGCGUUCUCUGCCGUAUAUUCUGCUGCCUGGCCAUGCGCAAGCACCGUGAUGCGAUGCUUGGGUUGGCCUACUUCAGGAACCAAACAAACCAAACCCGCUGCAACUCCGAGAGCGCGAGAGCCAGACUUAGAGCAAGCAACGCGGCUGCCCAAUUGCGACAGCGGACGCAGGAAUCGCAGCUGACGGAGCAGCAGGAGCAGCAGCAGCACAUGGACAGCGCGGAUGCAUCGUGA
This is a messenger RNA of Schistocerca gregaria, 771 nucleotides long. RefSeq names its product tachykinin-like peptides receptor 86C. NCBI's taxonomy places the organism in Eukaryota, Metazoa, Arthropoda, Insecta, Orthoptera, Acrididae. The transcript has 5 exons. Gene Ontology annotation, molecular function: tachykinin receptor activity. The coding region runs from base 1 to 771 and encodes 256 amino acids. Gene Ontology annotation, biological process: G protein-coupled receptor signaling pathway. The record is from RefSeq and is a predicted model, not a curated record. Gene Ontology annotation, cellular component: plasma membrane.